This is a messenger RNA of Lycium barbarum (goji berry), 584 nucleotides long. RefSeq lists its product as uncharacterized. Bases 119 to 394 code for a protein of 91 amino acids. Lineage: Eukaryota; Viridiplantae; Streptophyta; Magnoliopsida; Solanales; Solanaceae. The record is from RefSeq and is a predicted model, not a curated record. The transcript is spliced from 3 exons.
UAUAAAUUAGGAUAGAGGGACUAUAAAUAUGGGCAAUCACAUUUUAGGCAGUCUGCCAGGUAAAGGCUCUAUUGUUUGAAGUGCCUUCACUUUCCAAUUUCUGCUGCUCCAUCUUCCCAUGGCUUCCUCCACCAUUAACCGAUGGUUGAGGCCCGAGGUGUAUCCACUAUUUGCAGCAGUAGGAGUAGCUGUUGGAAUUUGUGGGUUUCAAUUAGUUCGCAAUAUCUGCGGCAACCCUGAAGUCAGGGUGACCAAGGAAAACAGGGGAGCAGGAGUGCUGGAGAACUUUUCAGAAGGGGAGAAAUAUGCAGAGCAUGCUCUUAGGAAGUUCGUUCGUAACAGGUCUCCAGAGAUUAUGCCGUCUAUCAAUGGCUUCUUCAGCGACCCAAAGUGACGCCCAAAUUUAAGCCUAAAAUUUAUUGUUUGCUAUUGACAUUUGAAUGAGAUAGACAGACUGAAAUGGUUGUUUUCUUCACUAGAUUGCAUUCAAAAUUGAUUCAGAUAUAUAAAGAUAAUCUCAAACUAAAUGUCAUUAACAAUCACAAUUGCUUGUCUCCAAAAGUGAACCUUUACAUUUUCAUUUA